AUGAACGUCCUGUCUACACUCUCAUCACUGACGGGUUUUCUCAACUGGCUCAUUUCUGAAGUUGACAUGCCGUUGACAGCCCUUUUGUUUUCCCGCGCAUACUUGGAGCGUGCUGAUACGGGGGAAGAGGACGACGAAGACCAUCCCAUAGCACCACCUUCAUCCACAGUGGAGACGUUGAACUUCACGAUCACCCCGCUCGCACCAGAGACUGUCAAUACUAACGAGGCUAGAGAGGUUGAAUCGCUUGAAUGGGAAAUUUAUGGGAACAUGGAUAGGAACGGGAACAUGGAUAGGGACGGGGAGACGAUCUCGCAACUGUCUUAUCCCGAGCAAGAAUCAUCCACAAUAUUCUGGGGUGACACUCCCGUAUCUCAAUAG
Molecule: messenger RNA, 381 nt
Organism: Dichomitus squalens LYAD-421 SS1
Lineage: Eukaryota; Fungi; Basidiomycota; Agaricomycetes; Polyporales; Polyporaceae
Exons: 2
Coding region: 1-381 (126 amino acids)
Source: RefSeq, a predicted model, not a curated record